Molecule: messenger RNA, 1965 nt
Organism: Symbiodinium necroappetens
Lineage: Eukaryota; Dinophyceae; Suessiales; Symbiodiniaceae
Source: the annotation of a GenBank genome assembly
AUGGCGAGCAAUCACAAGCUGGUUUGCGCACGGGCGGCCAGACGACAGUUCGGCGGUGCGUUUCAGCAAGCUGUUCGAGACUACCGCGGUGCUAAGUUGUCCGCUCUUACCUUGGCCAAAGGAUUGGAGGAGCGCCUCCCCGACGGACUUUCGUAUCUUCCGCUGGCCUUUCUUUACGACGAGGAAGUGGCACAGCUUUCCUGGGAAGGUUCCGUGGCGAGGGCCAAUGCAGAGGCCCGGGCCAGGCAAACGAACUUCCGAGUGAUGGCAAGGACCCGGCCUCUGCAACCGCAAGAAUUGGAAGACAAACUUUACGAGUCCAUUAGCUCAGAAAGAGGCAACAAUGCAAUCGUCGUACACGACGGGCGUGUCCAUCGAGAUGGCAGGACCAUCUAUGCGGUGCACUCCCGCUUCUGCCUGGAUGCAGUGUUUCAUGAGCGUGCUGACAACCAGGAGGUGUUUGAGGAGGCUGUGCAGCCUUUGCUGAAUGCAUCCCUUGAAGGAGGUCGGGCAACCGUGGUCUUUUUUGGCCAAACUGGCACUGGCAAGACAUAUACGGCCCGUGGAGCCUUGGACCUCAUGUCAGAGCGCGUCUUCCAGAAAACGGACAACGUGGAGAUGUGCUGCUACGAGAUGGCAGGGACGCGCGGAGGGCGCGAAGCCUUCUUCGAUUUGCUUGCGGGGGAGGAGAAAAGGCAAGUGAAGUGCUUGACUGGCGAGGACGGCAACGUGCACGUGCGAGGUGCUCAGACGAUCGUGUGCACGUCCAGGACAGAGCUCUGCAAUGCAAUGGACAAGGCAUUCUUGUGGCGAUCCUCUGAGUGCACCGAGCGGAACGAAGCCUCCUCGAGGUCCCACUGCAUUCUGGAGUUCAAGUUCCCGGGUCCCGAUGGUGAGAGUUCUGGGCUCUUCCGUGUGGUCGAUCUCGCUGGCUCGGAGAGAAACUUCGAAACUCAAAUGCACAGCCGGUCCAUGGCUGAGAGGGGUGGCCUGAUCAACUACUCGCUUCUCAUGCUGAAGGAAUGUGCGCGGGUGAUGCACAACAAGCAGAAGGAUCUUGAAGGCCCGGAGAUGCAUGUACCCUUCCGAUCAUCCCGGCUCACCCAUCUCUUGAGGAGUUCCUUCACAGAUGACUCACACAUGACUACCGUGGUGGCCACGUUGUCCCCGUCUCCCACAGACGUGGAGCACUCCCUGAACACCUUGCAGCACGUGGGGAUGAUGCGCUCCGCCAGGGCUUGGGAGAAGUGGUCCGCAGCUUUCCAGGAGGCACCCGAGGCUCCUGUCACUGCCUCCGCGGGCUUCGACGCCGUCCAGGGCCGGGGCCGCGCACUGCACUCCAAGCUGCAAGAUGCACGGAAGGGUCAACUCAACCUCCACGCUUUCCAGAUGAAGACGGCCGUGGGAGGCAGCAUCAUGAAGAAGUACGAGGCCCAGAGCGCGAAGACAGAGACCUUUAUCGAUGCGCGCUGGCACCGAGAGCUGAAUGUGAAAGUGCAAGAUGACCUUUGGGUGCUUCGCGAUGCCGACGCGGAAGCCACCCAGAUCCUCUCCUCCUGGAAGGCCGAGCAAUGGGCUGCCUCUAAGGUCCACGAUCUCUCGCGCUGGAGCGCCGAGACGCUGCAGGCCUUCCUGCGCACGCUGGACCUGCCGGGGGAGGUGAGGAUCCCCUCGACCAUGACGGGGGCGCAGCUGCGCCGUUUGGGGCGCAGGGGCUUGGCGGCGCUGUGCAGCGACGCCGAAACUGCCGAGGCCCUGGCUUUGGCCCUGGCGGGCGAGAGCCAGGCAGGCAAAGCAGCGGCAGCGGCCCACCGGAGCACCAACAUCCGCAUGACAGCCCUCGGAAACCACAAGGUCCAUGCAGCCAUUGAGCCAUUUGAGCCCGAGAUCGAGCCCGAAGCCGUCGAUGCGAGCACCCAUGCGCAUGCGCAGCAUGAGCCUGCGCUGGCAACAGCAGCUGCUUGA